CAGGCUCCUUAAUUACACUACCUGUUAUUACUCUGAUUAGUUCAUAACAACUAGAAUGAUCUCCAUUCAGCUUUCGACCAGUCAUCCACCUACGGCCUCCUACUUCCACCUUCUCCUCUCUCCUCUGUAGCCGCUCAUGAGAGACUUGGGGCAUCGCCGAUCCUCGCCAGUCGCUUGCUCUCCAAGCGACUCGGCUUCCGUGCGACUCUACGCCCCCCACGCCCGCUGAAUCUAUAGGGAUCGGACGACAUAAGAUUUCGUGCGAUUAUCUGGUUCAGUUGGCAAGUUGCAGCUAUCGGGACCUCCUCCUCAGAUUCUGGCCUCGUGAUUUUAAUUACCUUCCCAAGAGUGAUUUCGGUCCAACUCAUUUCCGCGAGAGUGAUAACGUACGCUGCGUCGUUUGUACUGGCGGCGAUCGAGCUCUUUUGAGCAGCUGGUCGACGAUCUACCACCUGUGACCGGCUCGCGCUUCGCCCUUCACACGCCUCGCUCUCUUCACCCUGCACCCUUCACCCUUCCUCCCCCCUCUUCAAGUCAUCAAGCCAACAUGGCUAUCCCAGUAGACUCUAAGAACGUCCGGGCAGUUGAACUUUACUGCUGGCUGCCCGUAGCGCGCCGACUGGACGUCUGGCCCUUCGCCGUCGUGUACGCCGUCUGGCUGGCGCUGCUGGUAACCCGACUUCGCCUGGACUUCACGGAGAUGGCGAUCGUUACGGGCGCGCUCGUUUCGCUGAACAUCCUGACGGCGCUGUUCACCGUGUGGUCCGUGGACUUCCGGUGCUUCGCGCACGCGCGCCAGGUGUCAUCAGUGCACGAAGCCGAGGUGUGCAAGGUGAUCCCCUCCAAGUUCGGAGGCUCCAAGGAGGUCGUUCCCCUCACCAAGCGCCAGCAUUUGCCAGCAGAGAAGCACCUUCUGGGAGCUGGGGGCAGCGCCUCUGGCGCCUCUGGCGCCUCUGGCGCCGCCGCUGCUGCUGCUGCUGCUGCAAAGAAAGAAGAGAAGGAUAAAGGAGAGGGCGGCAAGGAAACGGAAGGAGAAAAAAGGACGAGCAUUGUGAAAACGGCUGAGGAGAAGGAAAAGAGAAAGAGCGAGAAGGAGGGGGAGAAGGAGAUGGAGAAGGAGGAGGAGGAGGUGAGGAUGUGUUACCGGCGGCAGCAGUUUAUGUACGACGAGGAGGAGAGGGUGUUUAAGAAGCUGCGGUUCCCGUCCAAGGAGACGUUUGGGGCGUACGUGCAGUGGAAGGGGUACGGCACGCACGCCAAGGUGGAGGCUGCUCGCCACCGAUGGGGCAGAAACGCGUUUGAGUUCCCUGCGCCCACCUUCCUGGCCCUCUUCAAGGAGCAGUGCUCCGAGCCCUUCUUCGUCUUCCAGGUGUUCUGUGUGGCCCUGUGGUGCAUGGACGAGUACUGGUACUACUCCAUCUUCACGCUCUUCAUGCUGCUCGUGUUUGAGUCCACCGUGGUGGCCAGCCGCCUGCGCACACUGAGCGAGCUCAGGCGCGUGCGCGUGGACACGCAGGGGAUCCUGGUGCACCGCGAGGGCAAGUGGCUCAACCUCACGGGUCCAGACCUGGUGCCAGGAGACAUAGUGUCUAUCGGCCGCACUGCUGCUGGUCACGCGGCCGGGGCGGGGGCAGGGGGGAAGGGGAAGGCAGGACCAGCAGCAGGAGGGGCAGUGGAGGAUCGGACAGUGCCGGCUGACCUGCUGCUGCUGGCAGGAACUGUGAUUGCCAACGAGGCGAUCCUCACAGGGGAGAGCACCCCGCAGUGGAAGACGCCAGCAUCCACCCGGGAGGGCAGCGAGCGGGUGUCGGUGCGGCGGGACAAGGCGCACGUGCUGUUCUCAGGCACCAAGAUCCUGCAGCACACGCCCGAUAAGACAGCAGCGAUCAGAGCACCAGACGGGGGGUGUGUGGCAGUGGUGCUGCGAACGGGCUUCGACACCAGCCAGGGCAAGCUCAUGCGCACCAUCCUCUUCUCCACCGACCGGGUGACGGCCAACAGUGCGGAGAGCGGGCUCUUCAUCCUCUUCCUUGUUGUCUUCGCCGUCGUUGCUGCUGGCUAUGUGCUGCACAAGGGUUUGGAGGACCCGCAUCGCAGCCGCUACAAGCUGUUCCUCAACUGCUCGCUCAUCAUCACGUCCGUCAUCCCGCCCGAGCUGCCCAUGGAGCUCUCCAUCGCCGUCAACACCUCGCUCAUCGCCCUCGUGCGCCAGGGCAUCUACUGCACCGAGCCUUUUAGGAUCCCAUUUGCCGGCAAGGUGGACAUCUGUUGCUUUGACAAGACUGGCACCCUCACUUCAGAUGACAUGGAGUUCCGCGGGGUGGUGGGGGCGGAGGGGGGGGGCUCCCUGGACCUGUCCACAGACUGCCAUCGCUUCCCGCUGCCCACACUGCUCACCCUUGCCGCCUGCCACUCCCUCGUCUUUGUCGACAACAAGCUGGUGGGGGACCCUUUGGAGAAGGCAGCGCUGACUGGCGUUGACUGGGGCUUCACUGCUGAAGAGAAGGCGCACUCCAGAAAGGGCGUGCACCACGAGGCGGGCAUCAUCUGCCGGCACCACUUCGCGUCGCACCUCAAGCGCAUGGCCGUUAUAGCGCGCGUGGACAACGAGCCUGGCUUCAUGGUGCUCGUCAAGGGCGCCCCCGAGACGAUAAUGGAGCGGUUGAGCGAGGUGCCGAUGGGUUACAGUGCGGCGUACAAGCAGUUCACCCGCCAGGGGGCACGAGUGCUCGCCCUCGCCUACAAGCCGCUGCCUGACAUGACGGUGACUGAGGCCAGAGCUCUAGAGCGCGAUGACGUGGAAAGCAACCUCACAUUCGCUGGCUUUGCGGUGUUUGCAUGCCCCAUCCGUUCUGACUCCGCCGCUGUACUCGCUGAGCUCAGGCACUCCUCCCAUGACCUGGUGAUGAUAACGGGCGAUCAAGCGCUUACAGCAUGCCACGUGGCGGGGCAGGUGAACAUAGUGACUCGCCCCGUGCUCGUGCUUACUCCUGCUGCUGACGGCGGCUUCAACUGGUUGUCACCGGACGAAGUCACGUGCAUGCCUUAUAGGGAGGAGGAGGUGGAGGGCGUGAGUGAGGAGUACGACCUGUGUGUGGCAGGCGAUGGCAUCGCCAUGCUGCAGCGCUGCAACGCGCUCUCCCUUGUCAUCCCGCGCACGCAGGUGUUUGCCCGGGUCUCCCCAGAGCAGAAGGAAGUGAUUCUAGCAACCCUCAAGGACGUGGGGCGCGUCACGCUCAUGUGUGGCGAUGGCACCAACGACGUGGGGGCGCUGAAGCGCGCGGACGUGGGCGUUGCUCUGCUCAAUGCCGUGCCGCCUGCACCCACCAAAAGUUCAGGGGACGCUGCUGCAGGGCAUGGGAAGCACAAGAGGAGGCCCGGGCAACCCCACGCCGCGUCAGCAGCAGUGGGAGGAGCCUCGGGGGCCACCGCAGGCGGAUCCCUUGCCUCCGCUGCAGCAGGCAGCAGCACAGCAGCAGCAGCAGCAGCAGCAGGGGGGCCAGGUAAUGCGAGGCUGUCGGCGCGUGAGUUGCACCAGCGCAAGGUGAAGGAGCAGCAGGAAAAGCUGCAAAAGCUGAUGAAGGAACUUGAGGACGGUGGGGACGGGCGAGCCCCGGUAGUGAAGCUAGGGGAUGCCUCCAUGGCGUCCCCUUUCACAGCCAAGCACGCCUCUGUGAAGCCCACCCGGGACAUCCUCCGACAGGGCCGCGCGACACUGGUUACCACGUUACAGAUGUUCAAGAUCCUCGGCUUGAACUGCCUCGCGACCGCGUACGUGAUGUCGGUGAUGUAUCUCGACGGGGUGAAGCUGGGGGACACUCAAGCGACUAUCUCUGGGGUGUUCACAGCAGCCUUCUUCCUCUUCCUCUCGCAAGCCAAGCCCCUCAACACCCUCUCCCCGGAGCGCCCGCAUCCGAACGUCUUCUCAGCCUACGUCCUCAUCUCCAUCCUCGGACAAUUCGCCAUCCACCUCACAUUCCUCAUGACUGCUGUCUCCUGGGCGCAGACCUACAUGCCCGAGGAAUGCAUCGAGCCCGACUCCACCUUCUCACCGAACCUCGUCAAUACGGUGUCCUAUAUGGCAAACAUGAUGAUCCAGGUGGCCACGUUUGCGGUGAAUUACAUUGGGCACCCGUUCAACCAGAGCAUCCGGGAGAACACGCAGUUUUUCUACGCGCUCUCCGCCGCCGCGGUGUUCUUCACGGUGGUGGCAUCGGACACGGUGCGCGAGCUGAACGACUCCCUAGAGCUGGUGAAGCUGCCGCAGCCGCUGGGCGUGUCUUUGCUUGGCAUGGCUGCGCUCAUGUUUGUGGGGUGCUAUGCGUGGGAGCGCCUGCUGCGCUGGUGCUUCCCUGUUCGACCCGUGGUUCUGCGCGGUGCUGGUGGUGGCCGGGGGCGUAGGAAGAGUGCAGGCGGGGGGAUUGGUGGUGGUGCUGGUGCUGGUGAAGGGGGGAUAGGGGUUGUGAGGGAUGGGGCGAGUGGUGGUGUUGGGGAUGGGAUUUUACAAAAGAAGUAUGCUUGACGGGAGUUGUCGUCGUCAGUUCCUCCCACAUGCGGAAGUUCCUUGGCUCAACGGAGAAGUAAUACUGGUACCUAUUGCUAAUAACUCGUGCUAGGGUGUCUAGUCUAGGCGGCGAAUGUUUUUUAUGCAAAGGCUUCUAGACACAUCAGCAUGGGGCAUGGCGGGCACAUGAGAGGUGGUGCAGUGAGCUAGAGAUUUCAACAGUAUGACCUGAGCCCUAAACCAAGAGAGAUGUGCUAGGGCUUUCUCAAAAUUGGGUACACAUGCCUAGAUGCCGUAAGAUUUCAGCCAAAAAAAAUCAUUUUAAUUCGACUGGUAGU
Molecule: messenger RNA, 4842 nt
Organism: Closterium sp. NIES-67
Lineage: Eukaryota; Viridiplantae; Streptophyta; Zygnematophyceae; Desmidiales; Closteriaceae
Source: the annotation of a GenBank genome assembly